AUGAGUGUUAUUUGCGUACAGGGUUUAUUACCACAAGCAAUAAAAAAUGACACUUCAAAUGGCCAUACUGUAACCAUAUUCUUUUUUAUUGGUGUAUUAAUUAUGGGACUAAGUUCUGCUUUAUUUCAUCAUGCAAAGUCUGUUCCUGAGGGUUCAUCAUAUUCAUAUUUAUCUACUUAUUUAUAA
Molecule: messenger RNA, 186 nt
Organism: Entrophospora sp. SA101
Lineage: Eukaryota; Fungi; Glomeromycota; Glomeromycetes; Entrophosporales; Entrophosporaceae
Source: the annotation of a GenBank genome assembly